This is a messenger RNA of Pollicipes pollicipes, 3220 nucleotides long. RefSeq lists its product as uncharacterized. Lineage: Eukaryota; Metazoa; Arthropoda; Thecostraca; Pollicipedomorpha; Pollicipedidae. The record is from RefSeq and is a predicted model, not a curated record.
CAGCGCUGCCCUGUGCACGUGUCGACGGGGGCCGUACGAACGACGCCGGGACGGAGCACGUUACGCAUGAGCGCUGGACCCGGCCCUGAUUCGUGGCAUCCUGCCGCCGGUGGAGAUAGCCGCGUUCGCACGCAACACGAUCCUGUCGCGGCGCAAUCGGAUUCGCGACCUGGUCAGCACGGGGGUGCCGCGGCUCGGCGUCGGCCCGCUCGACCCGUACCAGCUCGGCGAAAUGCCUGUCAACUUCACCAUGGACGUGAUCGAGCUGGCUGGAAACAUCACGGAGGCGACGGCGCGCGGCCUCAGCGACCUACAGCUGCUGGACGCGGACGUGCACCUGCCCGGCCUGACGGUGGUGGCCGACGCGCGCAUCCCGCUCGUCACCGUCAACGGCCGCUACAGUCUGGACGGCUCCUUCAGCGGCCUGUUCCCGCUUACCGGCGCCGGCCCUCUGACGCUGAAGCUGAAGGACGUAGACAUCAAGCUGGUGGUGCAGGUCCGCCUCUACUACGACCGGCUGCACAUCACCCGCGUCGAUUUCACACUGGGCAUCGGCAACACCACGGUAAAUCUUGAGGGAUUCUUGAAAGAAUCUGGUUUUGGGGAUCUCGCCCAACAGUUCUUGGACAACAUGUCUGGUGACUUUCUACGCAACUUCAUCAAAACUUUCCGAGAGGAGAGACUUCCCUCAUUGGUUAUGCGAGGAAACAAGUUCCUGAGGGACUUCGAAUGGAGAACCAUGCUGCCCAAUUUUGUGGCGUUGUAUCUCGGAUUUGAUGACGACUCCGGGAGCUACCACCACGACUAUCUGCCCACCAUCACCAACAACCACCUGGUCGACCGCAUCAUAAGCCAGCUCAGCAACAACCUGCGCGGCAGGCGGGUCGGCCUGCCCAUGCAGGACAUCAUCGCCAGGAAAAAGGUUUUGUGGAAGUGGUUCAGAAACGGAGUCCAGCUUUUCCACGGCCAGCUGUUUGGUCUACAGAACAUGAAACGCGUCAGCAACGCUCUCAUCUCCCGGCACAAGGAGUAUUUUACAUUCACCAUUGAAAUCGGCGCCCACCAUCUUAAGGCAGCGUACAAGUCCCAGCUGGUUAUAAUGAACAAGCUGAAGAAGUUUGUGCUGUGGGCGUUUAUCUCAAAGCUGAAGCUACGUGUUCAGCUGCAGCUAGAUGCCGAAUACAUGGAACUCUACCUGACUGGCCUGGACAUCCUGCACAUUGGUGAAAUCCACUUGGAGCUGUCGGGACUGGGCCCACUCGACGCCGUCGCCACCAACCUGGCCGAGAGACAAAUCAACAAAGAGGUCUCAAAGCGCCUGCUGGCCCGGAUGACGGCUCGUGACGCGCGCGACGCCGUCGCCAAGCUGCUCAAGGACGUCGACCUGAACGCCGUGCUGGCGGAGACCAUCAAUGGCGAGGUGUACGCGCGCGAUCCGGGCAUCGUGUUUCCCGACCCCGAGCCCACCGGCAACGGCACCGACUUCAGCAGCCUGCUCGAAUCGGUGCUGGGAGCCGACAGCGACGGCGAAGACGGCGGCGGCGGCCUCGGCCCGCUCAUCGGCCUUCUCCUGGGCGCCGGCGACGACGACGACGACGACGGCAUGACGGGAGCGGCGGCGAGCGGCAACAUGACCGACGGCGAUGACGAACUGGCCGGCGUCGACCCGGAGAUCCUAGCCGCCUUCGGGCUGAGCGAUUCCGGCGGCGCCUCCGCCGGUGACAGCGACGCCACGACUGCGGCCCCCGCUGACGAACUUGCUGACGUCGACCCGGAGAUCCUGGCCGCCUUCGGGUUGACGAGCGAUUCCGGCGGCGCCUCCGCCGGUGACAGCGACGCCACGGCUGCGGCCCCCGCUGACGAACUUGCUGACGUCGAUCCUGAGAUCCUAGCCGCCUUUGGGCUGGGCUCAUCCAAUGUCGAGAAUCCGGCGCCGGCAACAGCACGUGAAGAAGGCACAUCAGCGGCGGAUGCGGACUCACUAGCUGGCGCCGACAUCAGGGCCCGUGUGCCAGAUGCCGACACAGGAGGCUCGCUUGCUGGCGUAGAUGCAGCAACGCGGGGAGCAUUUGGCCUAAGUCCAGAAGCUCCUGCCGCGGACGUAGCCGGUGUGGCCGCAGCGGAGACACCAGGAGGCGACCAGUCACCAGCGGAUUCAGACGCUUUGAGCGACGUCGACCCGGAAAUACUGGCCGCUUUCGGGCUGGACCCGGCUGAGCCUGCUGGAGGCGCCGGCGACGUCGCGGGGGCGCUGGACGGCGUCGUCGACGCAGACGGUGAGCUGGCGGCGACGGCGGCGGCCGGUGAGCUGCAGGAGCUGCUGAGGCUCGCGGGGGACUCGUCCGUGCUCGCCAUUGGCGACGGCGCUGACGCUACGGCCGGCACGUUCGGAGACAACGCGUUCUUCGACGAGCCGGGCACUGCCGCCGGUGAGCCGGCCGCCACUGAGGACAACAAUUCGUUUUUCUCCUCGAGGAGGAGGAGAGUCGGUUGACAUCCAGGAGUCGACGGCGGAAGUUGCCGUCCUAGCCGCUGACCUGUGAUCGACCGCUUUGCCGCGCCCGUACGCCCGACGUCGAGGCGGAUGUGCAGGGCCAGGACGAGUGGCCCGAGGCGGGUCGAGGACCAGGCACCGUCAAGUCACCCUCAGUCCGCCCGAGCGCCUAUGUCACAUGGCCCGACCUCGGGAGGUGGGCAGACGUUCCGGGUCAUCGUCUCGUGCGCGUCGUGAUGUGAUCAUGCUGAACAUCCUAUAAGAGGAGAGCGGAUUGCUCUGGUCGUGAUCUCUAUGCUCAAAUAGCGGAGGAUGUAGUGCCGUCUAGUACCAGAGCGGCGCCGAGCCGCUCUUUCGCUGUCCCGUUCAGCGUCUGCAAGGGCUUAAUCAAUGCCAGAUGCCAAAGACCCUCGCAUACCUGAGAGAAGCCCGUUCAAACAUGUGCCACAAAGCUAGCAAUAUGUUGUCGCGUCAGUGAAGGUUGUAGCGACGUCCCUGUCCAACGCGUUGUUCAUAGGUGAUCUGUCCAUUAUGAAAGGAUGCGGACAUUUCAGUGAUGUUUGCCAGGUGUGAAGGACUCGAGUCACCCGAUUGUCGCCCCAGCGCAUAGGGCGUUGUCAGGUGUAAGGGUGUUUACUGCUCAGCCCAUAUUACAGUGUCGAAGUGUACUGGUCAAGGAGUGUGGAACAGGGUUGGAAUAAACAUUAAUACAAGACGUACACCACA